AUGGUGGGCUUGAUCUGCUGCGAGGUUUCCCCAGGAAUUAUGUCUUUUGUGCGGAAUUAUCAAGCUGAAGAUCGUAAUUUAAAUGGUGGCUAUUGGCCUACCUAUGAUGGAAACAACACUGAUAGGAAAAGAAGCCGAAACCAUUACGAUCAGAGGAAUUAUAACAAUUACUAUGACAACCAGACCAAUUUUGGGUACUAUGGUGGCAACUUCAACCAAUGCAAUGCGGACUAUUCUAAUUAUGCUGAUGUUGUGCCAUCGUCUCAAAAGAAAAGAAAAUUUUCAGGUCCUGUUGGGGUAGAAAGCCAGAAGUUUAAUCUGCCCGCCACUGUCUAUGACAAUGUCCCUUCAUCCCGGAGUUUUCAAGCUCAUGCAACAAGAUCCAAUGCUUAUACCUCAACUAGUGUUAAACCUGGUUUCUCCAUAUUUGAUGAUGAUACGCCUGUCUUUAUGUCGAGGGAUGAUAUUGAUAGAAACUCUCCAUCAAGAAAAGACGGUAUUGAUGUGCGCCAUGAAGCACACUUGCGGUAUUCUUAUUGUGCCUUCCUUCAGAAUCUCGGAACAAGGCUUGAGCUGCCACAAACUACCAUUGGGACAUCCAUGGUUCUGUGCCACCGCUUUUUUGUUCGACAAUCGCAUGCUUGCCAUGACAGAUUUUUGAUAGCUACUGCUGCUCUUUUUCUUGCUGGGAAGUCAGAAGAAUCUCCAUGCCCUUUGAAUAACGUAUUGAGAACAUCCAGUGAAAUCUUACACAGACAAGAAUUUGCUUUCUUAUCCUACUGGUUUCCUGUUGAUUGGUUUGAACAGUAUCGUGAAAGGGUGCUUGAGGCUGAAACGCUGAUACUCACUACGCUCAAUUUUGAACUCAAUGUGCGACACCCUUAUGCACCUCUUACAUCUGUUCUUAGCAAAUUUGGUCUUUCAAGGACCGUUUUGGUGAAUAUGGCCUUAAACUUGGUCAGUGAAGGGCUUCGGAGCUCUCUAUGGCUUCAAUUUAAACCUGAUCAAAUUGCUGCUGGAGCUGCAUACCUUGCUGCCAGGUUUCUGAACAUGGACCUUUCUGCUUAUCAGAAUAUCUGGCAAGAGUUUCAGGCAACUCCAUCUAUUCUUCAAGAUGUCUCGCAGCAAUUAAUGGAGCUCUUCUAG
Messenger RNA from Vicia faba (fava bean), 1146 nucleotides. Lineage: Eukaryota; Viridiplantae; Streptophyta; Magnoliopsida; Fabales; Fabaceae. The record is from the annotation of a GenBank genome assembly.